Molecule: messenger RNA, 3114 nt
Organism: Ictalurus punctatus (channel catfish)
Lineage: Eukaryota; Metazoa; Chordata; Actinopteri; Siluriformes; Ictaluridae
Gene: chic2
Product: cysteine-rich hydrophobic domain 2
Exons: 6
Coding region: 181-699 (172 amino acids)
Source: RefSeq, a predicted model, not a curated record
AAUACGUCUUAUUCUCGCAGCGAGUUCGGGAACUGCGGCGGAUGUUGAUGUUUUGCUCAGGACUGUGUGUAUGUUCGGCCAGAAAAUCUCCUUUAUGUGGCGUUUCAUGAAACACGAAACUUCUGAGUGAUCUCUGAGGAACGCUGAGUCCCUCCCGAGAAGCGGGAGGCCGAGGCGGCCAUGAUGGAGGACUUUGAUGAGAUUUACGAGGAGGAGGAAGAAGAGGAAGAGGAGGAGGACGAAGGCCGGGCGGCGGAGGAGCAGCUGCUUAAAUUCGGGCCGGAACCGGUGCUGGUUCGCGGAGCAGGCCGAGCCACCGUGUUUGGACUCAGCAAUAAAUUUGAGACAGAGUUUCCCUCAGCACUCACAGGGAAGGUGGCGCCGGAGGAGUUUAAAGCCAGUAUAAGUCGAGUGAACGGCUGUCUGAGGAAGACGCUGCCGGUGAACGUGCGCUGGCUGCUGUGUGGCUGUUUGUGCUGCUGCUGCACGCUGGGACUCAGUCUGUGGCCCGUCAUCUGCCUCAGCAAACGCACACGAAGAUCCAUAGAGAAGUUACUGGAGUGGGAGAACAACCACCUUUAUCAUAAGUUGUGUUUGCACUGGCGGCUGAGCAAAAGGAAGUGUGAAACCAACAACAUGAUGGAAUACGUUAUCUUAAUAGAGUUUCUACCCAAGAUUCCCAUCUUCAGGCCGGAUUAGCAGCCGCUCACGCUGUCCUCUGCCUAAGGUGCCUUCCUCUGGUAGUCUCACACUUCCCUCACUCCGGACUAUAAACUCAUCCUAUAUACACUUAAACAUAUAUAAAUACAUAUGCAUAGACAUAUACGCUGCUUCUCCCACAUUCAGUGCUGUUUACACACCUGCGUAACCCCACCCACCUCCCACACACACCUCCCACACACACCUCCCCCCGGAGGACCCUCACCUGGAGCCACCUGAGAACACCAUGGUCCUGCAGCACAAGGCUCUGAGCCACUGGAAGCCAUGUCAUGAAAUCAGAUACAGCAGACGAACGGGUGUUACCAUAGCAACGCUGCAACGACGGAAGAAAAAAACUGUGGGCAUCUGUUUGAUCAGCCAAUCAGAGAACGUGAUCAUGUGACAUCACCACAGUAUUAAUAAUUAGCCUGAGGGUCUUGGGGAUCUUGUUGGUGGGCUAGCUACUGCUAACGAGGGAACGUCACAUAAGCUACGCUAAGCUAGCUGGCUGUGAUCUGACUAUCAUUGCAAAUGGCAAAACUUUACAUUAUAUGCUAGUAAUGAAUGAAAAGGAAGUCUUAGCGACAUGGUGUGAUGUUACAUGGUCGUGUUUGUGAUUGGUUUCCGCUCUUCUCGACCCAGAGACGUGCGUUACUUGCUAAACAUCCUAGCCGCUCCAUAACGGAUAACGAUCCGCCAUUUUCCCUUCACAAAUGAACCUGAAAGAGACUAUCACAUACCGGCUGCACUAAACAGGACCGACUUGUCUAGUAAAAAAAACAGUGUGUGAGACUUCCGGAAGGUUCAGGUCGCAGCCGGAUCCCUUAAUGCAGCACAGAAUGGAUUAUUUCUUUCUUCUUCUUCUUUUUUUUUUUAAAAAAAAAGCUUGUGAGAGCUUUAUUAAGCCCGUAAAAAUCUUCUCAUAGAGGAAGCCGUGUGUGACAAGUACUGAAAACCUUUUGAAACUAGGCUCUCUCGCAUCACAUCCUCCCUGUAGUAUUUUAAUCACUGUUGGUCAUUGCUAGCAUGCUAACAUCAAAUACAAUCCAGUUAGCAGUUUAGUUUCAUGAGUCUCUCAUGUAUAAACUCUUAAAAGUAUGUUCGAUUAGUGUACACUAAAUACUUUUAAGCAUUAGGCCAUAGUGUGAGAUUUGAAACACAGCCCUACUUUGAAAACUAGCCACCUGCUAGCCGUUCUUCAUAAUAAAAAAAAAUAAACAUUUUUCUUCAAAGGACAUUUCUUUCCACUUGAUAAUAUUUAGCAAACAGUUUCGGUUGAAUCCGAUGAAGAAAUAGGAAACAUUUUCCCUCAGCUAGCUAACAUUAUGCUAACAAUGCCAGCACAUGCUAGCUUGAAUGUCGUGUGUCAGUUUGCUGCGUUUCUGUCAUGAACAGUGUAACAUUUCACACAAAAAUGUGUUUUAUGAAUGUGUGAAACAUCAGGAUCGUGACUUUUACUUAGCAAAAUGGCUAACUAUCCGUUUUAUAUUGUCACGGUAGCUACUUGCUAGCCAUUUAAGGUUAUGCUAACAAGUCAUAACAUGCUAGGCUAACUGAUUUGUUUCACUUUUAUUUGAAUUUAAAGUACUAUUGUAGAUAGCAAAAGUGGUCAUUGUUAUUGGCUGUCGCUGAUAAGGUAUCAUACUUCUUCCUGUGAGAAGAGUUUUAGUCAGUAAAGCUCCCACAAGCCUUUUAUUUUUUAAAGUAUUUUUAGCUUCGUUUACCUGCUCAGUUAAAAAGAGCAGCUAAUGUUCAACUUCUUCAGUUUGUGAGUGUGUGUGUGUGUGUGUGUGUGUUUUGUAUCUGUGUCUCGUGAGCGAUAUCAGUUAAUGAAAAACAAUCAACAAAACAUUGCUGUGGUUAAAAAAUAAAAUAAAAAAAACACCCCCGUUGUAUUUUUAAGUCUUAGUUUAGUUUCUGGUUGUAUUAAAGGAGCAGUUUGGCCAAAAAUGAAAUGUCUACCAUGACACCUUAGACCAAACGGAGUAGCUUAGCGCUGAGGCUAGGAUGCUAAUUCAGCUAGCAUGUAACGAAAGCCUGUGCUUUUGACCAAACAGCUCCUUUAAUGUUCAAUAUUUAGAACAAAAUAUAAAUUAAUUAAUCACAUAUUGGUGCAUCCCUGAUUUCUGGAUUUUUAUCAUUGAGAUAUUUUACACUGAACACAAGGUUAAGAUCACGUUGUAUUUAAAAAAAAAAAAAAAAAAAAAAAAAAAAAAAUGCUACCUUAAAUUGAGCAUAAAAUUUGCCCAGCAGGUUUUAACCAAGUGUGUGUGUGAGAGUGUGUGUUGUUCAGUAUGUGUUGCCCAUGUCUUUAUGCUCAUCCAUUACUAUUUUUUUUGUUGUUAUUGUUUCUUUAUUUCUCUAAAGAAUAUUUAAGUACUGUGUAUGUACAGGAAUAAAGUACAAAUACAUUAA